Molecule: messenger RNA, 279 nt
Organism: Fomitopsis serialis
Lineage: Eukaryota; Fungi; Basidiomycota; Agaricomycetes; Polyporales; Fomitopsidaceae
Exons: 3
Coding region: 1-279 (92 amino acids)
Source: RefSeq, a predicted model, not a curated record
AUGUCAGCUGAGCGCAGUCCCGACGUAGACGAGAUCACUGUUGAUGCAUAUGACAGAGUCCAUCUAGUUCUCAAUAUCCUAGACGCCGUUCUCACUGUGACGGGAACGUUUGACGACAUUACCGUGUUCAACGCCGUGUUCACGCCUCUUAUCCUUUCCCACUUCUUCCUCAGCAUUCGGAAAGCCCACUACGCCAAGGAACAGCUGGUCUCUACCCCGAGUCAGAUGUCGGAUCUAACUUCAGACAUACGCAACCGCCCGAGGAUGGAGAAGGCGUGA